CAGGGGAACAGCCUUGUCAGCGCGUGUACAACACGAGGGGUGUGGACCCGCAGACGUCAACACGAUCUGUUUGCGCGGUCAUGUUCUGAUAAGAACGGCGCGACGCGCCUCGCCAACUGAAACUUCACCCCCUGUGUUCACCCACACAUCCGCCCACACACCAUGAUCGAUGUCGUCUACGAAUAUGUUGACAUCCCCGAUGAUCCUGCUCCAAGUCGUGAGCGGACCCUUUCCUUACCACCGAUGGACGAUGAUGUUGGAGGUUUGAGAGCCAUACCAGACCCAGAGGGUAAACCUUUUAAUCGCUCUGACGUCCUCAUACUUGGAACGGAUGUUGGUGUGCGCACACAAUCUCUUGGUGCACCCUCCCAACCAUGUGGCGCAUCUGCGACUCAUAACCGUUGUGACGACGAUUUCCUUCCACAAACAAGUUAUAGCAUGUGUAUUCCUGACUUGACCCCUGACUCGUCACCAACGAGUAUGGGGUGUUCAACCAUGUUGAUGACACCAGAAAAUGGAGUUUCUUUGGCUGAUAUUGAAACUUCUCCCUUCCUACCUCUCAUCGAGAGCUACUUUGAAGACAUUGUGUUCGGCGAUGGUCACUGUAUGGACCACACGGCACCGUACUUCGACAGCUUGGAGGAUAGUUUGUCUUUCGAAAUAGCUGGUGACCCGUUCUUGGAAGCCAUACCAGGUGGUACGGCGUGUCAAUCUCCCGAUGAAAAUGUCCAUUCUUCCCCCACACUGCACACCGACCUGCCAGCGUCAGAUCUUGUUCCACAGUGCCUUGCAGUUCCGGAAUUUUCGAAGAUGCAAGCACAGCUCGAACUCGUCCUCUUGACCCAAAGACCUCUGAGCAGGAGUCGGUCUGCCUCUCCUGCCACCCCAGUGAAUGAGGUUCAAGGCUCAAUAGAUUCUUCCGUCACGUCCACGGGGGAGGAGCUGGAGAAUAACGACGAGUCAAUAGAGAAGUCUCCUCCGUUGCGUUCUCCAUCGCCCUGUAGUAUUCUUGCAAAGCGUCGAAGGGUGCUCGAAACAGGCGAUGGUGACGACGAUGACGACGAUUACAUCCCGACGACACGCUGGGUGCAUCCUCGAGUACCUUCUAACAGCCAAAUGCUCUCAAAUAAAGGGGACCAAAGAACCAAGCGUCGUGGGGCACGAAAAUCGCGAUCUUACCUGAAAUCUGCAUCAAAAUCGAGAUCUCGAUGUCCACACUGUAGAACAUCCUUUUCGCGAGCUGGUGAUGUGGAUAGACACCAGAAGUCACUUGCAUGCCCUGUACUAAAGCGUAAAGCAGAGGUCGACGGGACAUUGGACGAAGCAAGGUGGCCGUGUCCGAUCUGCGGGGACAAGCUAUCGCGGAAUGAUUCUCAAGCACGUCACUUUGAAAAUACUCAUCCGGGUGUCAGCCCUAGUGAUUAUGGGUUGAGGCUCAGGAAACGAGAUGGGAAACUGUAGAACCUUCAUUUCAUCGACAUCAUUACCAGUAGGACAACUUCAUAUUCCAUCGGUUUUGUAGCAGGUUGACCAAAGCUCCCGUUGGACACGAUGCAGAUACCCUGUCAUACCUCAGUUCUGUGUAUACCCGUCCUAUUGUCAAAUGAGGUGUCAGAGUCCAUUGUAACAUGUAUAUACCCAACGUGUACAUAUUCGUCUUACUUACCUGGAGACAAAGCACAUGCUCUAGCUCGUGGGCUGUGUCAAAGGAUGACGUAACACACCACAAUCUGCUUGG
Molecule: messenger RNA, 1738 nt
Organism: Pisolithus orientalis
Lineage: Eukaryota; Fungi; Basidiomycota; Agaricomycetes; Boletales; Pisolithaceae
Exons: 5
Coding region: 163-1461 (432 amino acids)
Source: RefSeq, a predicted model, not a curated record